Messenger RNA from Pseudovirgaria hyperparasitica, 677 nucleotides. RefSeq lists its product as uncharacterized. The coding region runs from base 93 to 485 and encodes 130 amino acids. The record is from RefSeq and is a predicted model, not a curated record. The transcript has a single exon. NCBI's taxonomy places the organism in Eukaryota, Fungi, Ascomycota, Dothideomycetes, Acrospermales, Acrospermaceae.
UUUCUUCCUGGUACUAAAAAUAGCCGUAAUGUGGAAGGGCGCUCAAGACGCUGCACAGUGCACAUGUUGCGCCCCUGUCUAUCUCCUAAGGGAUGAUGAGGUGUCAUACAUUCCGAACACCUGCACCGCGCAGUCUUAAUGCACGCCCCAACCUCGUUCCCCUCUUAGGGCGGCUGAAGAAACAAGUGGACGUAUUCAUCGACAGAAUGAACCCUCUGGCCAGUACAAAAUCUCCACUCCCUGUUCCCGAGAACCCCUUAGACCAUCGUCGACCGAAGAAAAGACAGAGAACGGAUGUUGACGAGGGCAAGCCCACAGUCCCGAUCUACGCACGGCCUGCACGAAGCCAUGUUCAGCCUCUAAAGGCAAAAAGGACCAUACCAAAUGCAAUCAUCAUGCUCGUCCUUGCAUUGGGUGCAGUUUCGCAUGGAGAUAAUCCGAUUAGGGGUGCCCUUAACCCUCGCAAGGAAGUUCGUCAACCUUAGUUGACGGCAUUGCGGAGAUCUCGCCUUGAAAGUCUGGCCUCCUACUGAUCGCGUUAGGUACUACUGCCUUGGAUACACGGCCUCCUUGUCCUUGGCGGUCUUAAGGAACUGUAGGCUGUGGUGAUCGGUGAGGAUCGUGGUCUUCUUCGUUCCUAGCAAGUAUCCCCAAGUUCGUAGGGCGUGUUUGAAGGC